AUGUUAUGUUGUCCUGAAAAAAAUAGAUAAAUAAUAAUAAUUCUAGAAAUAUAAAUCACCAUUUUUCAGAUUUCUAUCACGAAGACGAAACACCAACAACGGAAUUAGAUAACAGGUAUUUGAAUUAAUUUUUGAAGUUCAAUUGAAUUUUGUAUUAUUUUCAGGCUUGAUCCUCGAACUUCGGAUAAUCGAAAUGAAGAUACUUUAGACUAUCAUUCGGAAGAUUUCAUGAAGGUUUGAAUGAGUAGCACCUGAAAAAUCAAUAAAAUAUUUUUUUCAGCCACCUCCGUCUUAUAAACCAGAAGAAAUCGAUCCUGAAACUGAACCGCUUUCAAUUUCAGAAAUUUCGGAAACAAAUAUGCCACAACUUUUUAGAACUCCAAAGUUGAAUUCACGAAAAAAAGGAUAA
Molecule: messenger RNA, 409 nt
Organism: Caenorhabditis angaria
Lineage: Eukaryota; Metazoa; Nematoda; Chromadorea; Rhabditida; Rhabditidae
Source: the annotation of a GenBank genome assembly